Echinops telfairi (small Madagascar hedgehog) is the source of this 3297-nucleotide messenger RNA. RefSeq names its product thyrotropin-releasing hormone receptor-like. The transcript has 2 exons. Bases 148 to 1248 code for a protein of 366 amino acids. Gene Ontology annotation, biological process: phospholipase C-activating G protein-coupled receptor signaling pathway. Gene Ontology annotation, cellular component: membrane. The record is from RefSeq and is a predicted model, not a curated record. Gene Ontology annotation, molecular function: thyrotropin-releasing hormone receptor activity. NCBI's taxonomy places the organism in Eukaryota, Metazoa, Chordata, Mammalia, Afrosoricida, Tenrecidae.
GCGGCAGCUAGACCCUGCCCGGUGCUGGAGAAUCCAAUUCAGCGGUGGCCCGGGAGAACGCCCAGCUCCCGCCAGGAAAAGCGGGUCCCCAGAGCCCCAGCCCACUGUAGCAGCCAGGAGUUCGGGGCGCAGCGCGGACAGAGGCGCAUGGAGAACGCUACCGCGGCCCCUGAGCGCGCGAAUGCCUCGGGCUUGGGCGCCAUGCCCCGACCUCCGCUGGAGGUGCAGGCGGUGACCCUGGCCCUGGUGCCCCUGGUGUGCGCAGUGGGCGUGGCUGGGAACGGCAUGGUAAUCCUGGUGGUGGUCCGGAGUCGCCACAUGGUCACACCCACCAACUGUUACCUGGUGAGCCUGGCCGCUGCAGACUUGCUGGUGCUCCUGGCGGCUGGAGUGCCCGCUGUGGCUGAGGUGGUGGCCCGCCGGGUUUGGGUCUUCGGCCACGCGGGCUGCCUGGGCAUCACCUACCUGCAGUACGUGGGCAUCAACGCGUCCACCGGCUCCAUCACGGCGUUCACGGUGGAGCGCUACCUCGCCAUCUGCCGUCCCCUGCGCGCCCAGGCGCUGUGCACCGUGGCGCGGGCCAAGCGCAUCGCGGCGCUCGUGUGGCUGGGCACCGGCGCCUACUGCGUGCUCUGGCUCUUCCUGGUGGACACGCGCGAGGCCGCGUACGCCGACGGCGUGCAGGUGCAGUGCGGCUACCGCGUGUCGCGCUCUCUCUACCUGCCCGUCUAUUUCCUGGACUUCAUGCUCUUCUACGCGUUGCCCCUGGGCCUGGCCACCGUGCUCUACGCGCUCAUUGCGCGAGUCCUCUUCGUCGGGCCGCUGCCACCUGGCGACCCGGGCCACGCGGGCUCGGUGCACCAAGGUGGACCCCCGGGCCAAGCACGCUUCAGUUCCAGGGCCCGGAAGGGCGCCCUCAACUCCAGGAAGCAGGUCACCAAGAUGCUGGCAGUGGUGCUGGUCCUCUUUGCCCUGCUGUGGCUGCCCUACCGCACCCUGGUGGUGGUGAACUCCUUCCUGAGCCCGCCCUACCUCAACCUCGGCUUCCUGCUCUUCUGCCGCCUGUGCAUCUACCUCAACAGCGCCAUCAACCCCAUCGUCUACACACUCAUGUCCCAGCGCUUCCGGGAGGCCUUCCACAAGCUCUUCCGGUGCCGGCUGGCCCACGCCAGGGCCCCACCCCAGGAGACCCUCCCCAUGUACUACAGUGCCAUCAAAGACUGUUCCCAGCAGGGCCUGAGCUCUUAGAUGGAACCAGAGCGCCUGCUGUCCAGACAGGAGGGACCCCCAGCUCCUUCUCCUCCUGGGGUAAACAUGGCUGAUAGAGGAAGCAUGUCCAGGGCUGCUGGGUAGAGGUGUUCAGGUUGUGCACUGUGAAAACCUAGGGGUCACCCCCCACAUCCUCGAUGUGGAUCAUAAGUCAAGCAAUGUCCCAGUUUCAUCAAUAUGCAGCCAGGGACACCUUUCCCAGUUUGCGCAAGAGUACCCCGGGUCCUAAUGACUGCCUUUGUGGAGGUCCAGGAGGGUGGGCGGGCUUGCCAGGGGUCUUCUGAGAACCCAUCAAUGGAGUAGGGGUGUCCUCGCUCUUUCUGUGUGUCCUGAGGGCCUUUCUCAUCCAGAUAAACACCCAGCCUGCCUCCCUCCCCCUCCUUCUGUGGUGGUGGCAUCUGCUGCCUCUGGGGAGCCUCCGGCUCAGGGUCCAGUGGGGACAGUAGAAGCUUCCCAGGGGACACUCAAAGGUGCAAAGGAAUCAGAGCUCGGUGCCCAUCCCCCUGCCCUGCACACACGGAAGCCAGAAACCUGGCUGGAUUGUGUGCCCGUCCUUCCCAAACAUGUUAAACUCAGGUGCAGGGGGACCUGUUGGACUGCGAUGACAGGCUGCGGGCAUGAGUGGGACGGGCUAGGCUUGAGUGCAGGAGCCAUUGGCAUCCAAAUGCCAGGCAGUGAACAGGACAAAAGUUGACUUCUUGCUCCAAUUAGUUGUCUUUGGGGGGCAGCCCUGAUCCGUGUUGGGACCCAGACGUCUAGAGCAUGUCAUUCUUGUGGUACCUGAUUCCCCAAAUGCGGUCUCAUGGUCCCUGCAGCUGAGGCCGAGAAUCUAAAAGGAUCCCAAACCGGCCAGGGAAGACAAGUCACCCAGUACGUGGUCCAGGCCACUCCCUCUCGCAACCCACUGGUCAACACCAGGGGGCAGCUGUCGAACUGUCAGGGGUCUGGGAAGUGUGGUUUUCCCAGGCUCCCCAGGGGAGGAGAAUUGGGAGUAGGUGAGCACUAGAAUUCUCUACCACCCAGGGGGUUGAGAAUGGAAAUCAACAUUCUCUUCAGCAGCAUGGCUCCUUCCAGCCUGUGGGGCGGCAGGCCCCGCCCUCUAAGCCCACUCCUAGGACUCUCAGACCUGGCUGUAUUUCUGGAGAAAUGAGGCCCAUGCCCCCUCAUUGGGGCAACGUCUAGACGCCUCAGAAACUACCUGCAUUUCAAAGGGGGCAACUAUAUGCACUGGGUGUGGGGAGUGGGAAGGAGAGGCAUGAAGAGCAGUCCGCACACAGGAGGCAGACAGCUGGAGACCAGGACCAAGCUGCCCUGUGGGAGGCCUCCUCUGACCACCUUGUCCCUCAGUGAGCGUUACGACUUCGCUCCCAAGCACGUGGCUUCGAUGCUUGUGUGUCUGUGUGUCUGUGUGCCUGCAUGUGCGCACCCCCCUCUCCCCUGCAGGACUGGGGUCUCCUGAGAGCAGGGACCCUGGUGCCAUCAUCCCUGCGGCACCAGUGUCAAAGGGCCUCAAUAGGCGAGGGCAAUGAGCUUGUCUUCCGGGACCGCGGCAAAGAGGCCUCACGCUGGAUGGAGAUCUACCGCCAGUGCAGGGCAGACAGAACGGCUCCGGACACCAGCAGGCUAAACGGACGGACAGCAGGGCUUCGCUCCGUUCUUCUCUGCCACUCCGACCUCAAGCCCACCAGGACCAGUCUCACCCCUCUUCAUGCAGAUCACGCCCAUGCCCUCCACCCCAACUCGGCGGCCCCUUCCUCCUCCACCCCUCCAUGCCACCAGCCACCCUUCCAUCUCGGGGCUGGUCUCUUGCCUGAACCAUCGCCUCAGCCUCUCCCUCUCUUCCCCAUCUCUCCAUGAACUGCAGCCUCUGAGGAGAUGGCAGGGUCGUCUUGGGGUGAAAGAGCUUUGGGUUCAAGCAGAUCCCGACUCCACUUUGUAACAGCCACCGUGGCCACAUUAGGUAUCAGAGCAGUGGUUCUCAACCUGUGGGUCCCGACCCCUUUUGGGGUUGAAUGACCCUUGAAAGAG